AGCGAAACAAAAAGUCGCGCGGUUUGUUGAUCGUGCGCGUGUGGUUCCCACUUUCCCAGAAAGUACGAUUGUUUUCUUGCGAAGACGAGUUUCUAGUGAAUCCGUGUGUCCUUCUUUGUACAAUGUCCAAAAACAAGGAAAAAUUUCCCAGCUCUCCCAACACACUGCACAAUUACUUUGCCAGGUCGCCCGCAAGCACGAAGAAACCGGCGGCAAAUCCAUCAACCCCGACGAGUGCGCUUGCUGCCGGUGGUGCUACUGCUGCUGACCGGUCAUCGUCGAACAAUCAAACCAAUGGCACUCCGAAAAGCUCGAAAGUCGCAGUUAAAAAGGAAAGCGAAUCGAUUGGCAAGGAAAAACGACCAGUUCCUGUGAAACCGGGUGUGAAAGAUGGGGAGGAAGAAGAAAUUGGAACGAAAAAGAAGCGUCGUCGUAUCCUGAUGCUGGACGACACGUCCGACACCGAGGAAGGCGACGCCGGUGGUCGCAACAAUGAGAACAAACCGAAUAACAAUAACAAUCUGGAGAACCAUGAUGAUGAACAAACUGGGACGAAGCGGUUCGCAUCGCUAUCGUCGUUUGAGCGGCCAAACGAACCAACCGAAUCGAGCGAUGAGCGAAAGGGUGAGCGAUCGUCCAAGCAAGAGUCGGAUGAUGGUCCGGUGCAGAAAAAGAUAAAAUUAGAAAAAAUAAGCGAACCGGCCGAUGAACCGGGUCCGGUGCUGGACGAACCGACCGUUUGGACGCACCAGAAGCUGGACUUUUUGAAGCCGAACAAAAUCAAAGAUAUUCACGGUAAUCGGCCCGGCAGUGAGAAGUACGACAGCCGAACACUGUACGUGCCGGAUUCUUACCUCAACACGCUGACACCGGCCAUGCGACAGUGGUGGAUGCUGAAGAGCAAAAACUUCGACUGUGUCCUGUUCUUCAAGGUUGGCAAGUUCUACGAACUGUACCACAUGGAUGCGGAGGUCGGCGUAACGGAGCUGGGUUUCAGCUUCAUGCGGGGUGAGUUCGCUCAUUCCGGGUUUCCCGAAGCGGCGUACGACCGUAUGUCGACCACCCUGGUCGAAAAGGGCUUCAAGGUGGCACGGGUCGAGCAGACCGAAACGCCCGACAUGAUGCAGGAACGGUGUAAGGUCGAGCGAACGAACAGCAAGUACGAUAAGGUGGUUCGUCGCGAGAUUUGUCAGAUCACCGUGAUGGGCACGGAGGUUUUCGGGCAGCAGGUAAGCAUCACCGCAAACCACCAGCCCCGGUACAUGCUGGCGCUUACGGAAAGUUUCCGCCAAGGAGCGGGCAGUCGGUAUGGCGUUUGUUUCAUCGACACCUCGAUCGGAUUGUUCCAUCUCGGCGAGUUUGAUGAUGACAAUCAGCAGUCGCGGCUGCUCACGUUCCUAUCGCACUAUCCACCGGUGCUGGUGCUGCACGAGCGUGCCGGAGCUGGCAAUCUGUCGGAGGGAACGCAGCGCGUCUUGCGCACCUUGCUUGCGAACGUAAAGCGUGAGGCCCUCACUACCGGAAGCCAGUUUUGGUCGGGCGAAACAACGCUCAAGUAUCUGGCGGAAUCGAUCUACGGAGAAGGCUCGGCAAAGGAGGGCUCCAAGUGGCCGCCGGCACUGCGCACCAUGCUGGACGAUGCUGACAGUUUGGGCUUAACACCGAAAGAGUCUUACCGGCUUGCUUUGAAAGCGCUCGGUGGGUGCGUUUGGUAUUUGCAGCGAUGUCUGCUAGAUCAGCAGGUGCUUUCGUUAGCCACCUUUGAAGAGUACGUUCCGUUCGAUGAGGAUAAAGCAACCUCGAACGAGUCGCUCGAGAAGCGGCUCGGAGCGGCCAGCGCAAAGCGUUUCAUGGUGCUGGAUUCUAUUACGCUGAACAAUCUGAAGAUUGUUGGAUCGGAAGGAUCGCUGGUGGACCGAAUGGAUCACUGUUGCACCAAGUUCGGCAAACGGUUGCUGCACAACUGGAUCUGUGCACCGAGUUGCGUGAAGGAGGAAAUCCUACAGCGCCAGGAAGCCGUCGGCGAGCUGAUCGAGAAUGUCGAUCUGCUGCAGAACGUUCGUCAGAUUCUUGGACAACUGCCCGACAUGGAACGACAUUUGGCCCAGAUCCAUGGGUUUGGACUCGCGCUCGCCAAUCACCCGGCCAAACGGGCCAUCCUCUACGAAGAGCACGUGUAUGGGAAGAAGAAAAUGCGUGAUUUCAUCGCCACGCUGAAAGGAUUUGAAUCGCUGCUCGCACUGCCCAAGCUGUUUUCGGGCACCUCCUCCAAACUGCUCGUACGGCUAACGCAGAAGGCGGAUUCCUCCCCUUCGGGCAUCUUCCCAUCGAUGGAGCGGCAGAUACAAUUCUUCGAAAGCUCGUUCGAUCACGAAAAUGCGCUCAAGAGCGGCAGUAUCGUGCCGGAGAAUGGGCUCGACGCGGAAUACGACGCCAUCGAGCAGGAAAUACAGGAUUUAAACCGCGAGCUGGACGAUUAUCUCGUGCAGCAGGUUAAAUUCUUCGGCUGCACCGUCAAGUACUUCGGGAACGACAAGAAACGGUUCCAGCUGGAGGUGCCGGAAGCACGGGCGAAGAAAGCCAACAGCGACUACACGCUGGAAGGCACCAAAGCCGGCAAGAAUGGGACGAAACGCUUCCACACUGAGGAAACGCGCCAUUUCCUCAAGCAGAUGAUGCAGCUGGAAGAACGUAGAAAAUCGGUCCUGAAGGAUUUGGCGCGCCGAAUCUUUGAACGAUUUUCGCGCAAUUACGAGAUGUGGAAGGGAUGCAUCGAUCUGGUGGCCAUGCUCGAUGUGCUAACCUCGCUCGCGGAAUAUGCCCGCUCGGAAGGGCUCGCGUGUGUGCCGGAGCUGCUCGAUCGGGCAGAUGCGGCGAACGGGUCCGGCACAUCGUUCAUCGAAAUCGCGGAAGGCAUUCAUCCGUGUCUCGCGAGCGAUGCGGCCGAAAGUUUCAUCCCGAACGGCGUAGCGAUCGGUGGUGGAGCAGGCAAAGCCAAUCUGGUUCUGCUGACCGGCCCUAACAUGGGCGGUAAGAGUACGCUGAUGCGGCAGGUCGGUUUGCUGGCCGUGAUGGCACAGAUCGGCUCGAGAAUACCGGCCGAAAGCUGCCGGAUGACGCUUAUCGAUCGUAUCUUUACGCGACUCGGCGCCAGCGAUGACAUUAUGGCCGGCCACAGUACAUUCCUGGUGGAGCUGAACGAAACGUCCGCCAUCCUGAAGCACGCGACCGCCGACAGUCUGGUGCUGUUGGAUGAGCUGGGCCGGGGAACGGCAACAUACGAUGGGACGGCAGUGGCCGGUUCCGUCGUACACUACCUGGCAGAUUUAAAGUGUCGCACCAUGUUCUCGACGCACUACCACAAUCUGGUGGACAGCUUCCACGAUGAUCCGCGAAUCGCGCUCGGGCACAUGGCUUGUAUGGUGGAAAAUGAAGACGGGGAUGAUCCAACGCAGGAGACGGUCACCUUUCUGUAUCGCUAUACGGACGGUGCAUGCCCGAAGUCGUACGGCUUUAAUGCAGCCAAGCUGGCGGGAAUGCCCACGGCCAUCAUCAAACGAGCGUACGAGCUCUCUAAAACCGUCGAAGCGGAAGCACUUAAGCGUAAGAUACUGAUGAAGCUGCUUAAAAAUGCGCCCCAAAACGAGAUCAAAGAACUCGUCGUAAAGUUUAAAUCCUGCCAAUUUUAAUCCCUCCGGCUUCUCACCACACGCUACCGAUGGAGAUUGUUUUCCUACCAGAUCUGCACCCUGUAUUCGCAUUCAGUUAGUUAUAGUUUUUGAUUUACGUGCCAUAAGUACAAAUUUGUCGUUUAAAUUCACCACAAAAACCAAAACACGUUCUCAAUUAAAAUAAGCCAA
Messenger RNA from Anopheles stephensi (Asian malaria mosquito), 3860 nucleotides. RefSeq names its product probable DNA mismatch repair protein Msh6 (gene Msh6). Gene Ontology annotation, biological process: mismatch repair. Bases 123 to 3689 code for a protein of 1188 amino acids. Gene Ontology annotation, molecular function: ATP binding; ATP-dependent DNA damage sensor activity; mismatched DNA binding. Lineage: Eukaryota; Metazoa; Arthropoda; Insecta; Diptera; Culicidae. Gene Ontology annotation, cellular component: nucleus; MutSalpha complex. The record is from RefSeq and is a predicted model, not a curated record. The transcript has 4 exons.